AUUAAAACUACUAGGGAACACAAGCGCCCUGAGAGAAAUGCCACCAUUUAUACGCGACGACAAGCCAUUGGCCCGGGACCAGGAGGACCAGGAGGACCAGGACCAAAACCAGGACCAGAUCCAGAACCAGGACCAGAACCACGACCAGGACCUCCACCAGAACGAAGAACCAAUCCUAGAGGACGAUGUGUUGAAUGAUGGUGAACUAUAUAUGGCCCUGUUACAAGUCAGAACCACUGUGGAGCAAAAUAUGGCGAACUUCCAUCAACGCCUUGCCGCUUAUUCGGACCUCCUUAUCGAGUUUACAAAUGCCGUCAACAGGAAGCUAGCCCUCAACCGGCAGGGCCACACCGCGGAGACUGCCAUGGAUCACAGUGCCGUUAGCCAGCAGAUCCAUCGACUGUUCCGUGAGAUCAGCGAAUAUUUUGACAGAUACAUGAGAGAAUGAAUAAACUCGAUGGUCUCGUUAAAAAUGUUUGUUUUAAUGUU
Drosophila miranda is the source of this 489-nucleotide messenger RNA. RefSeq lists its product as uncharacterized. Bases 38 to 448 code for a protein of 136 amino acids. NCBI's taxonomy places the organism in Eukaryota, Metazoa, Arthropoda, Insecta, Diptera, Drosophilidae. The transcript is spliced from 2 exons. The record is from RefSeq and is a predicted model, not a curated record.